This is a messenger RNA of Aspergillus affinis, 1944 nucleotides long. Its product is annotated as fungal specific transcription factor domain-containing protein. Gene Ontology annotation, molecular function: zinc ion binding; DNA binding. The coding region runs from base 1 to 1944 and encodes 647 amino acids. The transcript has 4 exons. Gene Ontology annotation, biological process: DNA-templated transcription. The record is from RefSeq and is a predicted model, not a curated record. NCBI's taxonomy places the organism in Eukaryota, Fungi, Ascomycota, Eurotiomycetes, Eurotiales, Aspergillaceae.
AUGAGGAAUUCUAUUUUGUUUUCGGAGCUUACGUGCGCUAGCGAGACCGAAACAUCAAAUCGAGAGCAACAGAUGCAGCGAAUCAUCCGGCAUUUUAUGGGCGACGUGUCAUUCACUAGUAGGAAUCUACAAGAAAUUGCAGAUAUGCUAGAGAAAGACCGUGACGACUCUAGAUCACAAGAUGCAACUGUUUCAGAUGAACAGGCUAUGUCGGAAAGCUAUUCAAUCGAGCCGCUAUCCAUGAGCAUGAUGCAUUACUCUGGCGAACUAUCCCACUGGAACUUCUCUAAAGCGAUUCGUCGCAGAUUACAAAACCUCAGUCAUGGACCGGCGCAGGACUCGGAGACUACCAAUGCUUUCUAUCGGGCCACCAGUCUGCAAUCAUCCAAUUCAUUUGUCACUUCAUCUAGGAUAUACUUUCCCCCUAGGGAUGUGGCUGAAUUCCUGACGGACACAUUUCUGCAGUUCGCGCAGACCAAUUAUUUCUAUUUCGACGAGACCACUUUUCGCCAGAAGAUGGAUUUUUAUUAUACUACCGACAGACCUUUCAAGAUCGAAGACACGGGUUGGAUCUGCACGCUUCUCAUGGCCUUUGCCAUUGGAACCCAAUUUGCCUACAUGCAGACGAUGCCAACACAGAACAAGCCUCCUCCAGAGGAGAUGCCAGACGAUCAUAUUGGCCUAGAGCUUUACCGGUUCUCGUGCCGGUUGAUUCCAGAUCUUAUCACCAUCGCCUCGGUGGAAAGUGUCCAGGCCUUUUUACUUUUAGGUGUCUACACCCUUCCCAUUGAUACGUCAGGUUUGGCGUAUACAUACUACGGACUUGCGAUCAAAAUGGCCGUUCAAAAUGGCAUGCACCGCAAAUAUUCCGGAGUCUCACUGGAUCCCCUAUCCAUCGAGUUGCGCAACCGCCUAUGGUGGACUGCAUAUUCGUCAGAAAGCCGGAUCAGUAUACUACAUGGACGACCGGUAUCUGUCUCUAGAGCCGACACUGAUACUGAUAUACCUACCGAGGUCACAGGUCUACCACCGUUUAACGGGAUAUCCAACUUACCGAACAUCAUCGCCAAUAUCUAUUUGACCAAUCAACUAGGGCGACUAGCGCGGGUCAUUCUACGCCUGCGGAGAUGUCCACGAACUAGACAAACGCAACAUCUCCAGGAAUUACGGUCCGUCCGCACUGAGCUUUGUGACUGGUGGGCCUCGUUGCCUAAGGAGAUUCACUGUCGGGAUCUUAACCCCAAGGGGCCUCUGUUUCGCUGCAAUGUGCAUCUUGAGCUCACCUAUACUACUGCGACCAUAUACAUUGGCCGACCAUUUCUCUUUUUGCAGCCAGAACCGUCCACUCGGGUGCCUACCAGUGACAUUCGUACUGAAACGGCGAGACUUCUAUCGGAUGAUUGCAUACAAGCCUGUCUUCGAAUAGUCGACCUUUGUCAGCUCUUGCAAGAUUCUGUGGGUUUAUCUCGUGUCUCAUACACAGAAUUUAGCUCUUGUCGAGUAGCAUUGUUGGCUCUCAUUGCGCAACGGCUUAUCGAUAUUAAUGAUUCUUCGGAAAGGCUCUGUAGUGCCAUAACCCGAGGCAUGACACUUAUUAGACAAAUAUGUGCGGGGAUCGAGUCGGCUCGCUCGGAAGUGGCUGUAAUUGAGGCACUUGAGCGUGCUCGACUGCAACUCGACCGUCGGGGCAAGACAGAGCACGAUACUAUGGCUUCAGACUCUGGUUAUGAUCAGUUUCAACAAUGGGCCCAACUCUGGCGUGGGGAGCCUUUGACCUCCAUCUACCUUCCUGGACUUGAGCCGGAAAACGUUGAUAUCCCUUGGGCUUUGGACGAUGAAAUGCCCUCAUUUGAUGGGUUUCUUUCUUCUUUUCCUCAAGAACUGAAUGCGUUUGCAUCUAUUCCUGUUUCCGAUGAAUUUGACUUGCCAUCAGAGUGGCCGUGA